Varroa destructor (honeybee mite) is the source of this 3590-nucleotide messenger RNA. RefSeq names its product Zinc transporter Zip99C (gene Zip99C). Gene Ontology annotation, molecular function: zinc ion transmembrane transporter activity. Gene Ontology annotation, biological process: intracellular zinc ion homeostasis; zinc ion transmembrane transport. The record is from RefSeq and is a predicted model, not a curated record. Gene Ontology annotation, cellular component: membrane. Lineage: Eukaryota; Metazoa; Arthropoda; Arachnida; Mesostigmata; Varroidae.
UGGCCUGGUGCUACAUAGGGCAGCCGUCCGAUGCGAUGCUAACGCAGUUCUGGCAGAAAAAAAAUCCAAAUGCUUUUCCCGAUAACCGGCUCCGUAGAACUCGGUAAUUAUUAAAAUAGCCACUAUAGUAAAUAACUAGAUUUUAUCUUAGACAAAAUACUGGCUUCAGACAUAUAUCCCACUUUAGCUUCAAUACGUAGUUUGAUCAGUUUUUUCAGAUGAAAUCUAUGUGUCCCGUGACGAAGUGCCGACUGAUUCAUUAGACUGAAGCUGGUCUGCCAAUGGCACCUUUUAGUUCACUUGCUGUUUGUGCAAGCAAUAUAUCAGCAAGGGAUGAAACUAGCUCAAUGAGUAUUAUUGAUACUAUGAACCGAGCAAAUGUACUUGACAAAUGGCGUCUAUUAGGGAAAAUUUGUCGUAAGCAUGAUCUAAACAUGAAGACUAUGAACAAGCCGUAUCAAUUUUGCACCGGAAAUCCAUUGGUUUCAACUACCGAUACCGACUUCCAGAGGAAAAACUGUUCACAACAAUGCUGACCUUUGGCCUCUGACGGGCUCACAAGGACUCUGACUCAUGUGAGAAACCUGAGGGUCUAUAUCUGUCCCUUCUCCGCUUUCUUCUAAUUAUGUGACAGCUGUGUCCGACAGGCCCAGGUGCAAACAUCGCCCCGAGAAAGCAUCGUGGUUAACGUGUUUACGUUUGAAGCGUUGAGUCACGUGGUGAUCUGGGUUCGAAGCCCGGCACACGCUUCGUUUCCUGGUGGAAGUUACGCGUCUGCUGCACUGGCUAACGUCAAAUUCGGAGUAUUUAAUUCUAGUUUCGCAGCAUCGCCCAGCUACGGCCAGCGCAGGUCGAACGUUGGCCGCUUCGUCUCUUACUCGACACGUUGUUCGUCCCCUCGCCAGUCCUUCUUACUCUCUCAGUUUUGCAGCUGAUCGCGGGUACUCUCGUGCGAGUUCGGCGGCAGACUCUUCCGUCCGUUGGCUAUUUGGGCAGCAAGCCUGUCUUCUUGAAUGGCUCUCGUCGACCGAUGGACCAGCGCACCGACACGCAUCCAUAGAGGAACCGACGUCACACAGCCGGCGUUCUUUAUGUAUUAGAGUCUGCUCAGCGACAGGCAAUGGGCCCAAAGGCUCGAUCUUUACAUGCUUGCCGUGGCUUGCCGCUACUUGGUUUAAGUGAUCAUUGUGAGCUGUACUCUUCAUAAGUGCCUUUGCUUCACCACCACCACCAACAGCAGUAGCAGUAGCAGUAGUAGCAGCAGCAGCAGCAGCUUCUAUCAGCUCUAGAAUCCCCCGGCAGAGACUAGAGCUACUGCACAUACUGCCGCGAUAUUGUUCCGACGGCUUUCUAGUCGUGCAUUGAGCGUUGAGGAAACCCAGCCUCAAAAGUCUGUAGCGGCAAGCGCAGAGCGUGGGGUAUCUGUUGGGUGUGGGUUCUAGCGUUGCCUCUUUACACAGGCAAAAUAGUAUGGCAAAGGACAUCGUAUGUGUUUGUGGUUAAUCCCCUGCGCAGCCUGUCACAGUGGAUUGAGCGCCUUUGAGCUUCGCGUGCGAGAAACCGGGUUGAUCCUCUGACUAGCGCCGGAAACACGAAAACAUCAACAAUAUCCACGCUGUGUCCUCGGCCCUGCUGAGAGAUCCGAGGACAGAUCAGAAACAUCGGACGACGUAUGUAACCAUCUAUAACAAUGUUAACACGGCAAUGCCGGCCGUGACCAAGAAGCAAAAUGCGAACGACGCCCGGGCUCAGUGUAUUGACGGGGCCACGUCCAAGGAGUGUUCAAUAUACCAGCGGCAUAAAAAUCUCAGAGUGGAUAGCAGGCACGUACUAAAAACUUUUUCAGGCCCACCCUGGCUGUCUGCCACAGUAGCUAUCUGACUCGCGAACCAAGAGCUAACGAGGUGCACAGUUAUGGAUUCGAGUGAAAUCAUCAUAGAAGACAGGCGAAGUCUAUUAACAUGGCUGUUGACCUUAGGGGCCACGUGUAUGAUCGGCCUGAGUGGAAUUUUACCUCUAUUAAUCAUUCCGCCGGAAAUGGGGCUUCGACUACGGGAAAAUAGUGAAACUGGUGGGGGUACACUUCGGCUACUACUCGGGUUCGCUGUUGGCGGGCUGCUCGGUGACGUCUUCCUUCAUCUUCUUCCCGAAUCGGUAGAAAUAUUAAAAAACACAGGUGGAUACACGGACGACGAGUCUGCCCUGCGCGCUUCCGGAAUAUGGACCCUUGUGGGAUUGUUUACGUUCGUCCUGGUUGAACUGUUGUUCGCUGCACACCAACGCUUACAGGAAGAAUACGAGUUAGGUGAAGACAAAAAGGACGACGAUCAUGCAAUACACAGUAACGGGAAGGUCGAUGUUUACGGGAAUAACGUUAAUAAAAAUAACAGUCGUCUUAAUGGCAACGGGUCAGUUCCCUCGAACAAGACGAGGCCUAGGAACGAUAGCUCAGAUCUCAUUCACGUUUCAGGUUAUUUAAACCUUAUUGCAAACAGCAUCGAUAACUUCAGUCACGGACUCGCAGUGGCAGGAAGUUUUUUGGCAGGAAUAAGGGUCGGCUUGAUUACCACCUUUGCAAUUUUGCUACAUGAAAUUCCUCAUGAGGUCGGGGACUUCGCUAUACUGCUUAAAUCGGGUUUCUCACGGUGGCAGGCGGCUCGUGCCCAAUUAAGCACAGCGGCUGUCGGCGUCUUUGGGGCCAUAGCUGCCUUGUCCGUUGAGCGAGUCGAGUCGUUAGGCAGCUGUACUUCGUGGAUUCUGCCAUUUACGGCAGGGGGCUUUAUCAACAUAGCCCUGAUCGGAGUGUUACCUGAACUGUUAAAAGAGCGCAACCCGGGGGAAUCGUUAAAACAGUUCGUCUGCGUGUUCCUCGGAGUCGCUCUGAUGGCCGCUCUUCAGUUACUAAUGCACUGAACUUAUUUUCUGAGAACUCUGUCUAACUUCACACCCAAAGAAUUUUUCACAAAUUCGUAUAUUCAAUCCAUGAAGCGACUUUUCAGCUCCAGAUACCAGCCGACUUUGCCCCAUGUGAUCAAUUUGACCAUCUUCACAUAAACGUACAUAGUUUAUCUCUUGAAAAGCGAAGGAUGAACUCGCUCAGUUGAUGAGGAAACUGUGAAAAGUAUGGCCAUGUCUACGUUUGCUGCCAAAAGUAACACCGUAUGUCUGUCUCUAGCUCAGGCCGUUCGAAAAAUGAAGCUUUCGCAAGUUCUUUGGUUUUUCUCCUUGUUUCGAGGGAUCGACUUUUUUUUUUUGUCCUAUCUAUUGCAGCGUCUCUCAAGGAGAGCUUAAUCUUACGUCGAACUAUAUCGUGAAUACGUAUAUUUCUAGUGUUAGGGUCAUUCUUAUUUAUUUGUUCUGCAAAAAAAGCAUCGAACCUAAUAUUUACUAUUAUAUACUGAACAAGUCUCCUGUAAUGAAACGUUGAGUAAAGUCCUGGCCUAUUAGAACCAGGGUAUUGUAUUUGAAUUAAUAUGUUCUGAUCAAAUUUGUGCGAGAUUAUACAGUUUUAGCUUUGAAUAACACUGAAACACUCUGAGAGCAGUAAUUAACUCUUAUGAAUUAGUAAUAUGAUUAGUAUUAAAAAAAAA